AUGAGAAGCAAAUCCAUCUUAGCUGGUGCCGUUAAUGUUCCAAUUGAACCAACAUCAAAUGUUGACUCACGAACGACAAACAAUAUUGUCAUAAAGAACUAUAGUUCAGAGUGUUUGAAAGAACCAGAACCAGAGCUGAAAUCCGUGAAUUUAAACACAGCUUCAAACGCUAACGCUACAUCAGAUGUUAAGUUAG
Trichomonas vaginalis G3 is the source of this 196-nucleotide messenger RNA. RefSeq lists its product as uncharacterized. NCBI's taxonomy places the organism in Eukaryota, Parabasalia, Trichomonadida, Trichomonadidae. The record is from RefSeq and is a predicted model, not a curated record. The annotation marks the transcript as partial. The transcript has a single exon.